Messenger RNA from Poecilia latipinna (sailfin molly), 2352 nucleotides. Its product is annotated as calpain-8-like. Gene Ontology annotation, biological process: proteolysis. The coding region runs from base 272 to 2089 and encodes 605 amino acids. Gene Ontology annotation, cellular component: cytoplasm. Lineage: Eukaryota; Metazoa; Chordata; Actinopteri; Cyprinodontiformes; Poeciliidae. The transcript is spliced from 18 exons. Gene Ontology annotation, molecular function: calcium-dependent cysteine-type endopeptidase activity; calcium ion binding. The record is from RefSeq and is a predicted model, not a curated record.
GUUGGUCAGCUAGCCUCUAGCAGCUAUCCGUUUUGUUGGUCAGCUAGCCUCUAGCAGCUAUCCGUUUUGUUGGUCAGCUAGCCUCUAGCAGCUAUCCGUUUUGUUGGUCAGCUAGCCUCUAGCAGCUCUCCAGACUCUUGAACUGCCACAACAUUUAGGUGAACCCAAACUCAGCUGCAUGACGUUGGUCCAGUGAAUCUAACAAUCUAACAAGCUGGUAAGAAGUUACCAGACCAAGCUGAGAACCCUCAGGAGCUCCAACACCCAGCUAAUGCUAACUGAAAUUAGCUUGUUAGCUGCAGGUGGAGGACUUCAGUCCCUCAAGGUUCCUUCUGUCAGACAAACAUCCAUCUUCUCUGGAAAAUCUUGCUGUUAUUAUUUAGUUAAAAAUAACUCUGUUUUCUUUACACUUCAGUUCUGGAGGUUUGGAAAAUGGGUCGAUGUCGUCAUUGACGAUAAGCUGCCAACAAUCAACGGCCAGUUAAUUUUUGUCCAUUCUAAGAACCCAACUGAGUUCUGGCCCGCUCUGUUGGAGAAGGCCUACGCCAAGGUCUGUGGCUCCUAUUCAGACAUGAAUGCAGGAACUCCAGUGGAGGCCAUGGUGGACUUCACCGGCGGCGUCCACAUGUGUGUGCAGCUGUCUGAGCCACCUGCAGACCUGUGGGAGCUGAUGUGCAGAGCCGGCCAGGCCAAGUCGCUGAUGGGCUGCGGGACUCCACAGGGCGAGACUUCUGCCAACACCGUCUUACCAAAUGGCCUAGUUCAAGGCCACGCCUACGCCGUCACUGGAGUCAGGGAGGUGCUGAGCAGAGCGAAGGCUGAGCGUCUGGUGCGUCUGUGGAACCCCUGGGGCCAAGGAGAGUGGAGCGGAGACUGGAGCGACCGGUCGUCUCUGUGGCAGACGGUGAGUCCUCAGGAUCGUGAAACCUGCCUUUCAGUGUGUGAAGACGGCGAGUUCUGGAUGACUCUGCAGGAUUUCUGCAAGUUUUACUCUGACCUGGACAUCUGCUGCUCGUGUGUGGACUUCCUUGAUGGGAGCUCGUCCUGUCACUGGAAAUCCUCGUUCCACGAAGGCCGUUGGGUCGCAGGGAUCUCAGCUGGAGGCUGCAUGAAUCACCCCGGGACCUUCUGGACCAAUCCGCAGUACCGGGUGGAGGUUGGAGGCUUGCAGGGCGGCUGUGCAGACAGUCAGGGUGAGAACAACAUGCUGGUGUCUCUCAUGCAGAAGCCUGACAAGAGGAACAGGCGGCUGGUCCAGAACCUCCACAUCGGCUUCUCUGUGUUUGAGGUGCCUAAAGAAUACAGGGCCGUGAGGGGGAAAUUCCCAGCCGUUUUCUUCGGCAGAAACAAGCCGGUGGCUCAGAUGGACAGAUACACCGACGCACGGGAGGUGAUGCAGCUGCUGAGCCUGAAGCCCGGAGAGUUCCUGAUCGUCCCAUCCACCUUCAACCCCAACGAGACGGCGUCCUUCAUCCUCACCGUGCUGUCCAAGGCCGAGACACACGUCCAUGAGAGCUCUGGUGGAAACAACCCGGAGCAGACGGAGACAGAGAAGCCCUCUGCUCAGGACAGCACAGCGGAUGAAGACAAUAACAGAACUCUGUUCAGGCAGUUCUCUGACAAGUACGAGGAAGUGGACGCUGAGCAGCUGCAGAGCCUCCUCAACGGCAAAAUCCUGAGAGGUGACCUGAAGUCUGGCGGCUUCAGCACCGACGCCUGCCGCAGCAUGGUUGCCCUCAUGGACACAUCCAUCACUGGGAAGCUGAACAGUGAGGAAUUUGUCAGUUUGUGGAGGAAGAUUGUUACGUACAAGGACAUCUUCUCUCACUGCGACGUCUCUCGGACGGGGACGCUGUCGCUCAGCGAGCUGAGGAAGGCCAUCAUGGCUUCAGGAAAGACGAUCAGUGACGACAUGCUGAACGUCAUGGCUCUGCGCUACGGCGCCUCCUCUGGAUUCAUAACGCUGGAGAACUUCAUCGCUUUGGUCCUUCGCUUUGACCGCAUGUCCCAAAUAUUCAGACAGUUAUCUGAUGGAGCAGCCGUGACUCUUCGAGAACCAGAGUGGAUGUACCUUGUGAUGUACUCCUAACCUGGAAAAGAAGAGCUGAACAGGAAACGAUCAAGCAGAGCCAACGUCUCCACCGACUGCACCACUACGAGACCCUAACGGAGCAUCAGACAGAUUUUAGGCUUCGCUGAACGCGUUUUUUAAACAUUUAUGAAAAUAUAUCCAAAUCAUAUUUACUGAAAACAUGUAACAUGUGAAAGUUUGAUGAAAAUCCUAACUUUCAUUUGAGAACAUUUAUUCACUUAAGAAAAUAAUUCCACAUUAAGAAAUAAAUAUGUUUUAAC